AUGCUUACUUUAAAAUACUUUCUUUUUAUUUUCUUUAUUUCAUUCCUUGUAUCCAGCCCUUUCUUGUGCCUUUACUAUUCGUCUUUCCCGUUACUCCCACAUCGCAUCAUCAUUCUACCAUCGCCACCACAGGCCCGCCCUUUAUUUUCCCCAACCCUUUUUCCUCCCCACCACCAACAGCAUUCCUUUCUUACUUAUCUCUUCAACUCUGCCGUCGAUUCCUUUAUCCGUCCCUCCACCAACACUGCCAAUGCCGCCACCGCCAUUAUAUAUUCAGUCUUCAUCCCUAAAUCCUUCUUAACUUAUUUUUCUUCCAUCCCUCUCCCCAAUUUGUCUUUACACAAAUCCCCUUUUUCCUUUCAUGCACACAAACAUCUCUUGCUACAUUCCAGCUAUAUAACUCUUUCUCCCUUCAUUUCCUAUCGUUUCCCUCCUUACUCCUCUUUCCAUGGUUAUCUCCCUUCCCGUUCCUAUCAAAACUCCCUUACUUUUUUUUUUCAACUUCAACUAGCCAUCUCCCCACUUUCGUCCUUAUUUUCACUUUUCAUUCAUUGCAUUUUCUGCCUUUACUUACAUCUUCUAUUUUUUUUCCUUCAUCCCUCAUUUUGUAGUCAUUUCUAUAUCUGUUCUUUUACCCCCAAGCUCCCUAAACUUGCUAUAUUCAUUCUUACAUUUUUCCUCCUCGAUUUCCUUCAUCCUUUGCCGUUUUUCUUUCAAACAAUAGAAUUUUAUCAGAUUUUAUGUAGUUAUUCUUUAAGUUUAUAUUUUCUCCUUCUCCUUGUCCUAAAUUCUUCUUUCAGUCUUAGUAUUUGUAUUUUGGUUAAUACAUUAAUUAAUUUCUGCAUAUUUUUUUUACUUUUUACCUCUAUUUUAAACUUAUUUACUCUCUUUUUCUUUUUGCUUCUUUCUUUGUUGCUUUCCUUCGUUUCUUUUCCUUUCUCUCUCUCUUCUUUUAAUAUUCACAUCUAUUUUCAUUUCCUCUUUUAA
Messenger RNA from Acanthosepion pharaonis, 987 nucleotides. Lineage: Eukaryota; Metazoa; Mollusca; Cephalopoda; Sepiida; Sepiidae. The record is from the annotation of a GenBank genome assembly.